GAAUAGUUGGUAUUUCAACGUCGAAUUGUGACAAUUCAGAUGACAGAAUCAAACAACUGUAGUUUUGUCUACUGGGGAAAUUAUUUUCUCAUUUUGAUCCUAUUGUUCAGUUUUGGAUUCGUUCAAAGAGGACAUGAAUGUGUAAGCAAAAAGAUGAUCUGCGGCCAACGUUACAAGGCACUGAUGGUCAAUUCAUCGUCAAAUAUUGAUAGAGCGCUCACGAUCGAACACGACAACGAUUCUCUUUCUCUAAAGAAUACCACGAGACACCCAAUCACAUUAAAAUCUCUAUUCACUGAUGUCGAACUCGCUGAUGACGAUGUCGAUGCUGACAAUGGCAGUGUUUGCGGUAAAAUGCACGAAAAAUGCAAAUUCUGGAAAACAAUUGGAGGGAAAUACUUGUCUUUUGGAAAAAACAAACAACUAUUUAUAUCAAGUCAGAAACCGACAAAGUUUUUGUAUGAAAGAAUCAAUAAUGGCGGUUUUUCAAAUAUGGAAACGUUUUAUCUUUGUGCAAUCUAUCAAAACGUAAAGUAUCUUGUGUCUCCAUCAAAAGUCGUGCACAGUGUGAAACUACAAGGUGAAUGUAAACUACCAAAACAGCUCAAAAGGACAAGAAGAUACCAAUUUGUAGCUGUCUAUUUUAAUGUUUCUGAUUAUCGUUUUAGUGAUGAAAUAGACGCGUUUUGUCAGUAAUUCGUAAACGUUAGAAAUGUUUGACAAAAAUAGUGAACUCUAUAUUUUAGUUUCGUAUAGUGUACAAUUCGUUUGUCAGUGUGACAUCAGUGACUUCAGUUUUUGCUAGUUUUUUUUAUCAUGUGACUGUAUCUUUAUAAGGCUCAUCUAUAAAUCAACAUGAACUCU
Corticium candelabrum is the source of this 864-nucleotide messenger RNA. RefSeq lists its product as uncharacterized. Lineage: Eukaryota; Metazoa; Porifera; Homoscleromorpha; Homosclerophorida; Plakinidae. Bases 40 to 696 code for a protein of 218 amino acids. The record is from RefSeq and is a predicted model, not a curated record. The transcript is spliced from 3 exons.